Oreochromis niloticus (Nile tilapia) is the source of this 1142-nucleotide messenger RNA. RefSeq lists its product as uncharacterized. The coding region runs from base 30 to 1142 and encodes 370 amino acids. Gene Ontology annotation, biological process: interleukin-15-mediated signaling pathway; T cell activation; positive regulation of ERK1 and ERK2 cascade. Gene Ontology annotation, cellular component: external side of plasma membrane; membrane raft. The record is from RefSeq and is a predicted model, not a curated record. The transcript has 7 exons. NCBI's taxonomy places the organism in Eukaryota, Metazoa, Chordata, Actinopteri, Cichliformes, Cichlidae. Gene Ontology annotation, molecular function: MHC class II protein binding; protein tyrosine kinase binding.
GAGUAGAGACUGACAGACAGAGAAGUACGAUGGCUGCAGUCAUGUGGAUUCAAAUGUCUUCAUUCCUGCUGCUGAUGCUUCAGAUUACAGCAGAAACAACACCACAGACUUUGUCGUUAAGAGCUGCCAGAGCUGGACAUGACAUCAUUUUGUCUUGUGAAAAUGUGAUCGAUGGUCAACAUAACUGUGACUAUACUACCUGGAUAUUCAGUGUUUCAAGAAACACACCAUCAGUAGAGCUGGUAGCUCAUGGACAGAUUAAAGAAAAUGUUACAGCUGAAUACACCAGACUGAAUGUUACAGCGAACUGUUCUCUGCUUAUAAAGAAGGUCAAAGUUGAGGAUGUUGGUCGUUACACCUGCAGACAGUACAAAACAAGAGGAGGACAACAAGAAGGUCCAGACUUUAUGAUUGAUCUGUCUGUUAUUAACAUGACUGAACAUGAGAACAAUGAUAAAGUCAUUGUGAACUGCUCUGUGCUGACACAUGAACACUGUAGACACACAGUGGAGUGGCUGCAUGAGGGUGAAAAGAAAAUAUCAGACGUGGAGAUAAAACCAGGCUCCUGCUCUGUGACUGUGACAUUUAAAAGAUCUCACCAUGAUCAGAAGUCAAAGUUUUAUAAUUCAUUGAAGUGCAAAGUGACAGAUGAUUACACUAAAGAAGAACAACUGUUUCCCUUCAAACUCAAGUCCUCAGGUGAGAAAACAGGUGAAAACACAAAAUCAACAACUGCAAAAUUCACCUCAACAACAACAACAAUGAGAUCAAUAAAAUCUUCUCCAGAACCAAGAAAAACCUCAGAAGGUUUUCUGUUCAGAUGCAUCAUCGUGUCUGUGGGUUUCGCAGCACUCCUAAUAUCUGCUGUUACAGUCAACAUGUGGACAAAAACCAAAGGAAUCAAAACACAGAUGAAAGGAAACACUGUGCAUAACGAAGAAGAUGAUGUUACUGUGAACUAUGAAAACACUGGAGACUCUGCUGCUUCUGUCAAACUGCACCGAUCAACAACUUCAACAUCAACUCACCUCAGAAAUGAAAUUAAUUAUUUUAUUAUUCAUUUAUUUCAUCUCAUUUUCAGAAAACAAAUCAUUUUCUAUGUGCACUUCGCUUCAUCUAAUAGGAAAGAUAACAUUAAAUAA